AUGACUUCGAAAACUCUCGCCAAGCCUUUUAUUCGUCAUGUUACGAGCAGGGGUUAUGCACAGGCUGUACCGGCCAUAAAUAAAGAAGUGAAACUACAGACAAGCGUUUUACCCAAUAAAACAUUCGUAGCUGCACUUGAUAAUGGAUCACCCGUUACUCGUGUAACUAUUGCGUUUAAAGCUGGUUCUAGAUAUGAACCUCAAACGGAACUGGGUCUUGCCCAUGUUCUUCGAUCAGCAGCUGGUCUUACUACAAAGAAUGCUAGUGCAUACAUAAUUCGCAGGCAACUUGCUCAAAUUGGUGCAUCUUUCACUGCUUCUGGUGACCGUGAAUUAAUUUACUAUACAGUUGAAGCUACACAAGACAAAUUGCAAAGUGCACUGGAUUACUUGAACAAAAUUGUUUCUAAUCAAGAAUUCAGGCCCUGGGAAUUAAGUGACAAUGUGCCACGACUUAAACAUGAUAUUGCUGCACUUCCACCUCAAGUCCGUGCAAUUGAUUUGUUGCACAAGGCAGCUUACCGACGUGGACUAGGAAAUUCUCUUUUCAUUGCUCCUAAAAAGAUAGGAAACAUUAGCUCUGAAUCGCUUCAACAUUUUGCUGCCAACAAUUUGACUCCAAGUCGCUGUGCUAUUACUGUUAUUGGUGACAAUCAGGACAAGGCUAAUUGGAUUGCUCAAGCCCUGGAAUUAUCAUCAUCCAAUCCUGGUCAAGAUGAUCCCACUACUUAUUAUAGUGGAGAGCUGAGGAAGGAGAUGGGAGGAGAUCUCGCCCAUGUUGCCAUUGCUUUACAGGGAGUACCAGCUGGUAUUCCACAGUCGCUCGCUCUUGCUGUUGCUGCAAAAGCUUUGGGAAAUGGACCAGUCACCAAAUGGGGCGCAAACAACUCGCCUCUUGCUAAGGCAGUUGGUAAUAUUGGACCUUUUGCAGCGGCUGGUUUUAAUGUUUCCUACUCAGACAAUGGCUUAUUUGGAGUAAUUCUGUCUGUACCUAAGGAUGAAGCAAAUGCUGCUGUGAAAUCGGUUGCCAAGCUUUUGAAAAAUCCUUCUUUAAGUGCUGACGCCGUAAAAGCUGGCAAGAACCAAUUAAAACACCAAAUACUAUCCGAAGCUGAAGAAGGUACAUCACUGGCAGAGUCUUUAGCUGCACAAGGGCUGUACUCCGGCAGUGCAAAAUCACCACUAGAUCUUGCAAAGGAUAUUGACCAGAUAUCUGCUAAUGACAUUUCACAGGCGCUGUCUAAUGCUGCAAAGAACAAAAUAUCAAUGGGAGCAGCUGGAAAUCUUGUGUUUGUACCAUUUGUAGAUGAAUUG
Messenger RNA from Iphiclides podalirius (scarce swallowtail), 1314 nucleotides. The record is from the annotation of a GenBank genome assembly. Lineage: Eukaryota; Metazoa; Arthropoda; Insecta; Lepidoptera; Papilionidae.